Molecule: messenger RNA, 699 nt
Organism: Momordica charantia (bitter melon)
Lineage: Eukaryota; Viridiplantae; Streptophyta; Magnoliopsida; Cucurbitales; Cucurbitaceae
Source: RefSeq, a predicted model, not a curated record
AUGUCAGAAUAUUAUUCUAAUUCAAGUGAGGACGAGAGAUCAUCAGACACAGAGUACAGAGUGGAGUCUGAGAGUGAAUCGGAUUCGGAAGACGAACAGCGUCGCCGAAGAAGAAGAAGAAGGCACACGAAACCGAAAACAAAGAAAAAGAAAGCUGCAUUAUCAUUCAAAUGGCGGGAAGAGGAUGAAGUGUUUGUGUUGAAACAACUGUAUGAAUUCUCAGGGAAGAACGCGACGUAUUCGGAGGAGUUCUAUGAAUUUGUGAAGAAGAAAUUAGGCGGCCAAGUUUCGAUGCAUCAGAUGAGGAACAAAAUACGUGGGUUGAGAAGGAAAUAUUUGGAGAAUGAUGAGUGCAAUGGCCUCAAAUUCUGUGGGUCUGGGUCUCAACAGCACCAACGGAAGGUGCUUGCAUGGUCGAAGAGAAUAUGGGGAGCAGCCGAGAACGAGAACGAGAACAAAAACAAGAACGGAGGAGGCACACGCAGCGUGGAGCAAUAUGAAAGAGGAUUUGUGGAGUCUCUUGAGGAGAUGGAGAUUGAGAUGGAUUGUUUGAAGCCUUCAUGUUUGGAAUUUCUUUACAAGGACUGGGAAAUUCAAACACUUAUGCACGUUCAGCUUUUGUCCAACAAGUGCAAGUUGGAUGCCAAGCUCACGGAAUUGUGUAUCCAAUUUCUAAACACCCCGACCAAUACUAAAUAA